UUAGCAGUUUAUAUUUAUUAAAAUAAUUGCAUUUACAUGCUCUGUGUACUAUGGGAGACCAGAUAUAGUGAAUGGGGGGUCCGGGGAGAGCAGAUAUAGUGAAUGCAGAGUCCAGGGAGACCGGAUAUAGUGAAUGCAAAGGUCUGCAGAGAGCAGAUAUAGUGAAUGCAGGGUGUCUGGGGAGACCAGAUAUAGUGAAUGCAGGGUCUGGGGAGACUAGAUAUAGUGAAUGCAGGGGUCCGGGGAGACCGGGAUAUAGUGAAUGCAGGGUCCGGGGAGACCGGAUAUAGUGAAUGCAGGGUCCGGGGAGAGCGGAAAUAGUGAAUGCAGGGUCCCGGGAGAGCGGAUAUAGUGAAUGCAGGGGUCCGGGGAGACUGGAUAUAGUGAAUGCAGGGUCCGGGGAGACCGGAUAUAGUGAAAGCAGGGUCCGGGGGGAGAGCGGAUAUAGUGAAUGCAGGGACUGGGGACAG
Messenger RNA from Staurois parvus, 470 nucleotides. NCBI's taxonomy places the organism in Eukaryota, Metazoa, Chordata, Amphibia, Anura, Ranidae. The record is from the annotation of a GenBank genome assembly.